UGUAGCUGGGUGGUUUUGGGUGGUUCGCGAGGCCGGGCAGUGGUGGGUGAGUGUGUGGUGUGAGCACGGCCUUCCCUCCUGCUGCCUGCCUCCCUGCCUGCCUGUUUGCCUGCUGGUCAGUGGCUCCCUUCUACUCGACACAUAGGCUCCUCAGAAGGGGAGUAACCCGCGGGGCAGCACCAUGGCUCCGGGCGACGGCAGAGGCGGCGGCGGUGGUUUCCGAAAGAUGAUGCUGGGAGGUGUUCUUCUGUCCCUCUCCCUCCUGCUCCUCCACCUCUACCCUGUGCAAGGAGAAAACCCGUCCUACAGAGAAUGUCAGCCUCACAUCGACGCCACCAUCAGAAAUCUAGCGGCCAAGGCGAUAGUGGCCGGGGAAACGCCCUCUGAGGACAUCAAACCCGAGGACUACGCCAUAGACGAAACAGCCACGCCGGUAUCAGAAGAACCACACCAACCAGAAGAGGUGGAGGAAGCAGAACCAGAACCUGCAGUAGAACCAGAGGAGGAAAAACCGGAAGAAGAACCAGAAGAAGAACCGGAACCUGAAGUAGCAGAGGAAGAAGAGGAGGAGGAGGAGGUGGUGGAAGAAGAACCAGUAGUGGAGGAGGAACCAGAGGAAGAGGAGGAGGAAGUGGAACCAGAAGCACCUGCAGAACCAGAAGAGGAGGAGGAGGAGGAAGAGGUAGAAGCACCAGUAGAACCACCAGUUGAACCCGAACCAGUGAAGCCAGUCGAACCGGAGAAGCCAGCAGAGAGUGAACCGAAAAAGGCUUCCCCGAAACCCGCAGCGAAAGAGGAGACGAAGCCCACGCCCACGCCCAAGCCAGCACCCGUAGAGAACAUUGGCAUCUUCAACAAGUUCAUCAAGCUUGUGUUCGGCCUGCCAAAGGAGGAACGUUCAGCCAAGUGGUCCGAGCCAUGGCAGACACACCCGGAGCACCAGAGGAAACCCGCCGCUGUCAAGGAGAAGGAAGAGAAGAAAGUGUACGGGGCGAUGGGCGGCCCUAUUGACAAGCUGGUGAGGCUCAUCUUCCCCGUGCAGGAGGUGAAGGAGAGGAGCGCCAAGUGGGCCCAGCCAUGGCAGACACACCCGGAGUUCGCCAACAAGAAGGAGGAUAAGAAGGAGAAGGCGGCUGCCUCGGAGGAGAAGGUUGUGUACGGUGCAAUGGGCGGUCCUAUUGACAAGCUGGUGAGGCUCAUCUUCCCCGUGCAGGAGGUGAAGGAGAGAGACCCCAAGUGGGCAAAGCCGUGGCAGACACACCCUGAGUUCGCCAACAAGAAGGAAGAUAAGAAGGAGAAGAAGGAAGCCAAGGAGGAGAAGGUUGUGUACGGCGCGAUGGGCGGACCUAUCGACAGACUGGUGCGUCUGAUCUUCCCCGUGAAGGAGGUGAAGGAGAGGGACCCCAAGUGGGCGCAGCCGUGGCAGACACACCCUGAAUUCGCCAGCAAGAAGGAGGAUAAGAAGGAGAAGCCUGCCAAGGAGGAGAAGGUCGUCCAUGGAGACUUAGGAGGUCCUAUUGACAAGUUAGUUAGACUUAUCUUCCCCGUCAAGGAAGUGAAGGAGAGAGACCCCAAGUGGGCAAAGCCGUGGCAGACACACCCUGAGUUCGCCAACAAGAAGGAAGACAAGAAGGAGAAGAAGGAAGCCAAGGAGGAGAAGGUUGUGUACGGCGCGAUGGGCGGACCUAUCGACAGACUGGUGCGUCUGAUCUUCCCCGUGCAGGAGGUGAAGGAGAGGGAUCCCAAGUGGGCGCAGCCGUGGCAGACACACCCUGAGUUCGCCAACAAGAAGGAAGAUAAGAAGGAGAAGAAGGAAGCCAAGGAGGAGAAGGUUGUGUACGGCGCGAUGGGCGGACCAUUUGACAGACUGGUGAAGCUGAUCUUUGAAACAGUGAAGGAAGGCACCCCGCGUGACCCCAAGUGGGCCCAGCCUUGGCAGACACACAAGGAGCACCAGAAGCCAGCAUCAGCACAAGCACUCAAAGCCGUUCCUGCCCCACCACCUAAAGCCGAGCCAGAACCCAAGCCCAAACCUGCCAUGCCUGCCCCAGCACCCAAGGUCGAGCCAGAAGCCAAGCCUGAACCUAAGCCAGUCAAGGAAGAACCAAAGCCUGCACCUAAGCCCAAGGAAGAACCAGCACCUAAGCCAGUCAAAGAAGAACCAAAGCCUGAGCCAAAGCCAGCACCUAAGCCAGUGAAGGAAGAGCCAGCACCUAAGCCUGCUCCUAAGCCAGUGAAGGAAGAACCCAAACCUGAACCUAAGCCUGCCCCUAAGCCAGUCAAGGAGGAGCCUGCCCCCAAGCCUGCUAAGCCUGAGGAACCCAAGCCUGCCAAGCCUACAUUUCCAGCUGAAGGUCCAGCUCCAGCUCCUGCCGCACCCCCAGCUCCUAGCCCCCCACCAGCUGAUGUCCCCCAAGCCCCCAGGAAGCCGGUACUGGAGCAGGAAGCACCGAAGGCAGCACCCGCUCCUGCGCCGCCUGCACCAAAGGAGGAGGAGCCGAUAAUCGUGAAGGCUACCGGUCUGCGCUCACGUGACCACCUGGAGGCUAUUCUUGGACUAGACGAGGUGUCCAAGGAUGUGGCCUCUCGCGUCAACCCUAUCGCUGACGUGACCCUGAAGGAACUGAAGAAGGUCUAUGAAUCAACCAUCGUGCCUUUGGAAACUCUGUAUAAGUACCAGGACAUCUCUAACCGACACGUAUCUGACGCAGAGCUCUUCGGCACUCCUCUUGUCCUCCUGCUGGGGCCUUACUCCACCGGCAAGUCUACUUUCAUCAACUACCUGCUGGGAAUUGAGCACACCAGGCGAGCCCUCAAGACAGGCGCGCCCCCCAGCCAAGGUGUGUUCCGCGUGAUUCAGUACGGAGAGAGGGACGCUGAUUUUGACGGUACAGCUUUGAGCGCCGACUGGUCCUUUAAGUCCCUUCAGAAAUUUGGACAGAACUUCGUUGACCAGAUGCAAGGAAGGAGUCUACGUGAGCCUCUACUGAAGAAGGUGACCUUCGUGGAGGCACCGGGAAUCCUGGAAAUGAGGAGGCCCGGGGAGCGUAUCUACCCCCUCAAUGACGUGGUGCAGUGGUUCAUUGACCGCGCCGAUCUCAUCUUGGUCAUGUUCGACUACACCAAACUAGACGCCGGCUACGAGAUGGAGGCUGUGCUGGACCAACUCAAAGGACGCGAGGCUCAGACACGAAUCCUGCUAAACAAGGCUGACCAGGUACCUGCGGAGGAGCUCAUUAAGGUACAAGGCAGUCUCUUCUGGAACCUGAGUCCUCUCCUGGGUGUCUCCUCCCCUCCCACUGUCUAUGCCGGUUCCUUCACCUCUCAGCCCUACCGCGCCAGCUCCCCUGCUAAGCUGUUCCAAGCACAAGAGGAAGCUCUCCUCACCGACUUGGCCAGCGCUAUCAACUCGAGAGUGGAGAACCGUAUUGCCAUCGCUCGCCGCCACGCCGUGCGCGUGAGGAACCACGCCCAGAUGGUGGACACCUACUUGACCACCUUCUUCAAGAACAAAGGUUUCCUCACCUCCAAACACAAGCUGGCCGAGGACAUCAUCGAGAACCCUCACUCCUACAACAUCUACGAGGGCAUGAGUCUCCUCACGAACAUCUCCCGAUACGACUUGCCCGACCCCGAGGUGUACCGGGACUUCUUCAGGGUACACAAUCUGUACGACUUCCAGACGCUCAAGGCCACCUGCUCCUACUUCAAGGGUUGCCCGCUCACCAAGAUCGACGAGGCUAUCAGCACCGACCUACCGCAGCUGCUGGAGCGCUACCGCCGCCUGGUUGAGGUGGCCCUCACCACCCCCGCUUCCAAGGCUGGUAAAGCCGCCCCCGUGCCAGCACCGCCUGUCCGUGGCAACGUGCCUGCCGCCGCCACGGCCCGCACCUCCUGAACACUCACACCUCCCGGCGCCUAGGCUGCCCCGCUAGCCCGCGGGCCGGGGCGCCGCAUCACCACACCGCUGCCGUGUGAUACGACAAUGUUCACGUGAAACGUGACUCGUUCAGCGAGCACCGCCAGCAGCAGGCGGGAGUAUGGCGGGGCCGAAGGUCACGCCCCCGCCCUACCCCCGCACCGUGUCCCGCCCGGCACACCCUACUGGAGACUAGCGCCAGCCUGACGUCACGGAGAGGACGACUCCUUUCCGAACGGCGCCCGGCUGAGCCCCGUCCCCGCCCCCAUCGCUUCCCGUACCCUGGCGCCGCCGUGACCUGCAGGUGGGGCGCGGGGCAGGUGAGCAGGGCCCUGAAGCGGCCUGCCGCCCACACGCCACAUGGAGACCCAAGACUCACGCUACGCCGCACGCAGCACGCCUGCCGCUCAGGAAAGUAGCGACCCGAGCAUUCCAGUCCCGCUGAUGCCGCCGCCCCCGCGUCUGUGUCGGGACACGGCACCGCACGCCUCGAGGCUCCCCGUGCACCUGCCGGGGAGCGGCGGCCCCUAGACGUAAGCAUUGUGUUAAGAGGGAUGAGUUAUUCUAGUCAUUAUCAGCAGAGCUGCGACGCCUCGAGGCUUGCCUCGCUCUGCACCACUCUCUCACUGGAGCCGCGUCGGGCCGCAGCUGCUGCCGACGAGGGCGCAGCGGUGGACCCGACCCGCCCCGUUGCCCACUGGGCGAUGCGGGUGCGGUUGCUCCGCGACACACGAUACUCAGAUUUCGACCCCGCAGUGGACGGGGCGGCAGCAGCCCCCACGGCCCCCGCUGCCCCGCCCGCCCAGCUGACUGACUUGUUACUAAUUGUUACUAUUAUUAUUACUAGGUAGUUGUGAAAACUUGUUUUGUGUGUGUGUGUAUUUAGCUUAGAAAGUGAGGGGCGCCGUGCCGCUAUGCCCUCACGCCCGGCACUGUGCCCACACGCCGCAGCAAUAUAUAUAUAGCAGCAGAAGUAGCAGCAGCAGCAACACCAGUAGAUCCCCGCCUCGCCCGUGGCCCGUCCCUCGUGUCCGUAGUGUAGCCCAGACGAGGCCACCGCGGCUUGCCUCCCGCACAAGGAUAUAUUGUUCCCCGCAGUCACGCGCUGGGGCCCGCCUCCCGCCCGCGGCGCGCCCCUCCCAGUAGUCUGCACCACAUAGCUUACUGAACGCGGCGUGAGGGACCCGUGGACGCCCCAGUGGUCCAACACAAUCUUGCUCUUCGCAGACUUGCAGCUCAACCCGACACUGCGUCACGUCUCUGUACAAACUGACACUACACACCACGCCACAUCACGCCACGCCACACCACACCACACCACAGCCUGGUUGUGACCCACACACACACACACACACACACACACACACACACACACGACACCCAAUCCCUUCCCUAAAAAAGAAAAUGUUGACCUGCCAGUCCCAUGCGCCAGGGAGGUAAGGUCAGGUCAGGUCAGGUCAGGUUAGGUUAGGUCAGCUGUCCUUUGACCUUGUGAUAUGUGUGCACGUGUGUGCGUGUGUGUGUGUGUGUGUGUGUGUGUGUGUGUGUGUGUGUGUGUGUGUGUGUGUGUGUGUAGGCGCAAUAACAUAAUAUUUGAGGGAGUGUUUAAAAAAUAUAACAUAUACGAGGAAA
Messenger RNA from Portunus trituberculatus (swimming crab), 5551 nucleotides. RefSeq names its product titin-like. The coding region runs from base 182 to 3898 and encodes 1238 amino acids. The record is from RefSeq and is a predicted model, not a curated record. NCBI's taxonomy places the organism in Eukaryota, Metazoa, Arthropoda, Malacostraca, Decapoda, Portunidae. The transcript is spliced from 13 exons. Gene Ontology annotation, molecular function: GTP binding.